AGGAUUGAAAAAAGAAAAAGAAAAAGAAAAAGAGAAAUGCAGAAGCGGGCCAGGCCCAAGCCAUUGGCGUUGAGUUGAGAGUUCACAGUACACGCUGAACUGAGCUGAGUGAGUUUGAAGGGACACGCGGGAUCAGAUCCUCUGGACCGUAGUCUAUGCUUGCUCUCGAAUCAAAAUUUUCAACGGAAGGCACAGAAAGUAGAGAUAGAUGGAUUUGCUUCCACCGGAGAGCUCGCUAUUGGUCAAGAAACAUGGCUUCAGGUCGCUGAAGCUGGUGACCGUUGAUAUGGACCAAGUUCUUGGAGACCAACCUUAUGGAGUUCACUAUGGCAGACUUGAUAAUGGCCUCUCUUAUUAUGUUCGUUCUAAUUCUAAGCCCAGAAUGAGAGCUGCUCUCGCUCUCGCUGUGAAAGUCGGAUCAGUUUUGGAAGAGGACGAUGAGCGUGGAGUUGCGCACAUAGUUGAGCACCUUGCUUUCAGCGCCACUGAGAAAUACACAAAUCAUGAUAUUGUCAAGUUUCUUGAAAGUAUUGGUGCAGAAUUUGGUGCCUGCCAGAAUGCAGUAACAUCUGCCGAUGACACUGUUUAUGAGCUGUUUGUUCCGGUUGACAAGCCUGACCUAUUAUCACAGGCCAUUUCAAUUUUAGCAGAAUUCAGCACAGAGGUUCGUGUCUCUAAAGAUGAUUUGCAAAAGGAAAGGGGUGCUGUAAUGGAAGAAUACAGAGGGAGCAGAAAUGCCACUGGAAGGAUGCAGGAUGCAAAUUGGAUUUUGAUGAUGGAAGGUUCAAAGUACGCUGAACGGUUACCAAUUGGAUUAGAGAAGGUGAUUCGGAAUGUGUCAGCUGAGACUGUGAAGCAGUUUUAUAAGAAGUGGUACCAUUUGAGCAAUAUGGCAGUGAUAGCAGUUGGCGAUUUUUCUGAUACACAGAGUGUAGUUGAGUUGAUAAAAACUCAUUUUGGACAUAAAGUUUCAGCACCCGAGCCCCCACUUAUACCUACAUUUGCUGUACCAUCUCAUGAAGAGCCACGUUUUUCAUGCUUUGUUGAAUCUGAAGCUGCUGGGUCUGCAGUAAUGAUUAGCUAUAAGUUGCAAGUGGGUGAGCUGAAGACAGUGAGGGACUAUAGAGAUUUACUCGCAGAGUCCAUGUUUCUCCAUGCUCUGAACCAGAGAUUUUUUAAAAUCUCUCGUAGAAAGGAUCCACCUCAUUUCUCAUGUUCAGCUGCUGCAGAAAUUCUGGUUGAUCCAUUAAAGGCUUAUAUAAUGACAUCAUCUUGCAAAAAACGAGGGACCAUUGAAGCCCUGAAAUCAAUGCUGAUUGAGGUUGCCAGGGUACGGAUACAUGGAUUUUCAGAACGAGAGGUGUCUAUAGUUCGAUCUCAGCUUAUGUCAGAGAUUGAAUCUGCGUAUUUGGAACGUGAUCAAAUGCAAUCAUCAAGCUUGCGGGAUGAAUAUUUACAACAUUUUCUCCGAAAUGAACCUGUAAUCGGGAUUGAGUAUGAAGCUCAACUCCAAAAGACUCUUUUGCCACAUAUUUUGGCAUCAGAUCUAUCCAAGUACGCAGAGAAGCUUCAAACAUCAUGUAGCUGUGUAAUUAAGACAAUUGAGCCACGAGCUUCUGCAGUAGUAGAUGAUCUUAAAAAUGUUGUAUUAAAGAUUAAUGCUCUUGAGAAAGAAGGAAGCAUUGUACCAUGGGACGAAGAACAAAUUCCUGAAGAAAUUGUUAAUACAAAACCAAAUCCAGGGGAUAUUGUGCAGCAGUGUGAAUAUCCAAACAUUGGAGCUACAGAAUUAAUUCUAUCAAAUGGCAUGCGUGUUUGCUACAAGUGUACAGAUUUUCUUGAUGACCAGGUUAUGUUUACUGGGUUCUCAUAUGGGGGCCUAUCUGAACUCCCCGAAACCAAUUACUUUUCCUGCUCAAUGGGGUCAACCAUUGCUGGAGAAAUUGGUGUAUAUGGUUAUAGACCAUCAAUGCUUAUGGAUAUGCUUGCUGGUAAGAGAGCUGAAGUUGGUAACAAGAUUGGAGCAUAUAUGAGAACAUUUUCUGGUGACUGUUCUCCCUCAGACCUGGAGACUGCAUUGCAGCUUGUCUACCAGCUAUUUACAACAAAUGUCGCACCGGGAGAGGAAGAUGUGAAAAUAGUGAUGCAGAUGGCAGAAGAAGCAGUUCAUGCUCAAGAGAGGGAUCCCUACACCGCAUUUUCAAAUCGCGUGAAGGAGCUCAACUACGGAAACUCCUACUUCUUUAGGCCUGUCAAAAUAAGAGAUCUUCGAAAAGUUGAUCCCUUGAGAGCUUGUGAAUAUUUCAACAACUGUUUCAAAGAUCCCUCAACUUUUACUGUUGCAAUUGUUGGGAAUAUCGAUCCCUCUACGGCUCUUCCUCUAAUAUUGCAGUAUUUGGGGGGAAUACCUAAGCCUCCUGAACCUGUUCUCCAUUUUAAUCGUGAUGAUCUCAAAGGCUUGCCAUUCACUUUUCCUAGAACCAUAAUUAGGGAGUCAGUCUAUAGCCCUAUGGUAGAAGCACAGUGCUUGGUUCAGAUAUGCUUUCCUGUUGAACUAAAGAAUGGGACUAUGGUAGAAGAGAUCCACUUCGUUGGGUUCUUAAGCAGACUUCUUGAAACAAAAAUAACGCAAGUUCUACGAUUUAAGCACGGACAGAUCUAUGCCGCAGGUGUUUCAGUAUUCCUUGGUGGCAAUAAGCCUUCAAGAACUGGUGACGUUCGUGGUGAUAUCAGCAUAAAUUUUUCUUGUGAUCCAGAAAUCUCCUCGAAUCUGGUUGAUCUUGCUUUGGAUGAAAUAUUACGUCUCCAAGAGGAAGGACCUUCCGAUCAGGAUGUUUCAACUGUUCUUGAAAUUGAGCAAAGAGCCCAUGAAAAUGGACUUCAGGAAAACUACUACUGGCUAGAUAGGAUUUUACGCAGCUACCAAUCAAGGGUCUAUUCUGGUGAUCUUGGCUCUACUUUUGAGAUUCAAGAUGAAGGCCGUUCCAAAGUUAGAAAAGCUCUGACACCAUCAACAGCACAGUUAGCAUUACAAAGAAUUCUGCCUUUUCCAUGCAAGAAGCAGUACACAGCCGUGAUUUUAAUGCCCCAGAAAUCUCGUCUCAGACAAAUAACAUCGUUUUUCCAAUCUCAGCAGGCCACUUAUGGAAGAGAUGCUAAGAUAUUAGCGGGUCUUGCUGGUCUUACACUUUUGGCAUUUAGCUUGUGGAGAUACGCACGAACACAGAAAUCUUAGCACCGUUUCUUUGUGGAGUUCCAUCUACUUUUGAAAGUAUGAAGUUUAACAGCACAGAUUAGGAAGGGAAAAAAUGUAGAAGAGAAGAAAAUCAUUGCCGUUGGAGUACUAUUAUUUUUACAUUGACUUUGUAUGAUUCUCAAAUUAUGAUGGAUUUUCACCAUUUGUUGAAUCGUAUUAUUUGGAAACAAACAAUUAUGGUGGAACUUCUGAUUUUCUCAA
This is a messenger RNA of Humulus lupulus (European hop), 3457 nucleotides long. Its product is annotated as zinc protease PQQL-like. Lineage: Eukaryota; Viridiplantae; Streptophyta; Magnoliopsida; Rosales; Cannabaceae. Gene Ontology annotation, molecular function: metalloendopeptidase activity; metal ion binding. The record is from RefSeq and is a predicted model, not a curated record. The coding region runs from base 209 to 3235 and encodes 1008 amino acids. The transcript is spliced from 21 exons. Gene Ontology annotation, biological process: proteolysis.